Alternaria rosae is the source of this 944-nucleotide messenger RNA. RefSeq lists its product as uncharacterized. NCBI's taxonomy places the organism in Eukaryota, Fungi, Ascomycota, Dothideomycetes, Pleosporales, Pleosporaceae. The transcript has a single exon. Bases 145 to 756 code for a protein of 203 amino acids. The record is from RefSeq and is a predicted model, not a curated record.
GCUCACCUGGACUUCGGGUGCGAAAUGCAAACAUCAGAUUGGGUGCAGCAUUCUAAUGCUCUCUUUGGAAAUGAGUGACACAUUUGGUCCGCAAAAGAAGCAUGGGUGACUGCAGCAUGAUGAUUGCGAUGGAGCAGGCAACAAAUGCGAGCGGAAAACAGAUUUGUUCACGUAGAAGCAGAUGCAUAUCGUGGCGACAAUACGUGGAUCACAGCCACCGACAUCGAUGUCCAACGUGUGAUAGGCAUGAAGCGCCCAGUGGUGAUCAAUAGAUUGGUUAUGAGAGAAAGCAACGACGCGCGGUGCAAUCCUCAAGCAAUUUCAGCCAGGAGCGCGCGCUCGCCACACGAAGCAUAUACCCACAAGAGCUUUUCUGUGACUGCGAAGGUCUUCUGUAAUUGCCAACGCCUAAAAGACCUGCACAGUCGAGCUCGCUUGGUUGUCUUGGGCUGCCAUCCUUGGCCGUUCCCAUCUGCUGUAUCAGAACCUGGCUUCCAUCAUGGCUCUUUCCCAUCCACGAAGUCUAUGCACGUAUCAAUGGCAUUGCCGAACGCGACAGUCCUCCGUCAAGUCUAUAUGAAAAAGUCCCUUCACCGCUCAUCACGGUCGACUGACUAUGUACAGGAGUUGUUUGAGCUUGAAUGCGGCUCACGUUUGUCGUUCAAAUGGUCGCGGAGGGCGUUGCGCCCUUUGCUUAUGAAUCUGACCCACAAGCGAGCUGGCGCCUUACUCUUUCCGCACAUCCCGCCCGGGUGAGACCACAUCGCUUGGUGUCGAUGGACUUAUUGCAACUUUGCCUUUACUUCAGAAAGUGCAGCUCGCUGUCGCGUUCGAAAGGAUAGCCCGUCACUAUCUGUCUUGAGCCUCAUCACGCACAACUGCAACACCCUGGAUCACAAGCACGCGCGACGAUCUGGACAUGAUGACUACUGAGGUCUACCCCA